Molecule: messenger RNA, 615 nt
Organism: Pungitius pungitius (ninespine stickleback)
Lineage: Eukaryota; Metazoa; Chordata; Actinopteri; Perciformes; Gasterosteidae
Gene: il11b
Product: interleukin 11b
Exons: 5
Coding region: 1-615 (204 amino acids)
Biological process (GO): positive regulation of cell population proliferation; positive regulation of MAPK cascade
Cellular component (GO): cytoplasm
Molecular function (GO): cytokine activity; growth factor activity
Source: RefSeq, a predicted model, not a curated record
AUGGCUGAUGACUCAGUGAUUCGUGACUCCGCCCCUUCUCUCCUCCACCUGCUGCUAUUGGCUGAGCUGUUUGUCCGCUCAUCGCCUCGGCCCGCCCACCACUCGCUCUGUGGGAGGUUCAUGGAGAUGUUCCUGCAGCUCAACAGCUUGGAAAACAUGUCCAAAAACCUGCACCACCUGACGGACAAUGAACGCAUGAUCUUUGAACAUGAGGAACACCGACUGGACGACCUUCCUCACAUCCAACACAACCCAGCGCAUGUCAGCUCACUGAAGAUGAACGAGUCACUGUCCCGGCUGCUGCUGUACACGCGGUCCUUCAAGCUGCGCGUUGAUUGGUUGAAAACAGCCAAAGAAAACGUCAGUUUGUCCUCCGAGGCCACAGAGGGCGCCGCAGCGCACCUCCUCCAGCUGUCCAACCUCCUCAACACGUCUCUUCUCCAGAUGGGGGAGGAGGUUCCCUCUUCGCGGCCCCCCCCCCUGGCCUCCGUCUCCACGGCCUUCGAUGUCCUGCGCUUCUCCGUCGAGGUGUCUGAGCGGCUGCUGGUCUUCAGUGAUUGGUCGAAAAGAGUCCUGGCGUCUCUCCAGAGACGCAGCGGCUGCCCGAGACAUUAA